GAUGGCGGUGCGUGGACGCGCGGCGGCGGCGGCGGCAGCAGCAGUAGCGGCCAUGGCUGCUGUGGAUCGGCGGCUGCCGAAUCUCGACGACUUCGCGGGGCAGAGCUGGAGCGCCUGGGUGGAGAGGGCCGGGCCGCCGGCUGCCGAGACAGGGUCUGAGUUGGAAGAAAACAACCGGAAUGGGAGCAAGAAGCUGGAUGCCAUGACCCUCAUUAAAGAAGACAUGUCUAUCUUUGGUCACUGCCCAGCUCAUGAUGAGUUCUACCUGGUGGUGUGUAACCAUUGUGGCCAAGUGGUCAAACCUCAAGCCUUUCAGAAGCAUUGCGAGAGACGGCAUGGACCUCUCAACAAACUCUAUGGCCGGGCGCAGACCUCCUCAAGUUUACAGAAGUGCCAUGCGGUCAAUGGACGGUCCCUUGCCAGUGGGGGCCACAGAUCCACCAAGACCUGGCAGGAAAAAUCCCACAGCUCAUUCAGUCAAGCCCAGCACAUGCCGGAGAGGACAGACAAGAUGCCGAAAGACAACCUUUGCUUGUUUGUGCCUGUUGUGAACUUAGAGAAGAUCUCUGGUCUUCCGAAGUCAGAUGGGGUUGGAGUGAGGGCUUCCUCAAAAUCUUCUGACACCACCAUCCCCAGACAGUCUUCUGGCAGCUCAAAGGAGAUAUUGGUCAAGCCUUCCUUAGUAGCAUCACCAAAGGAAGCUCUUACGUCAGCCAGAGCAGGUGGCAGCUUGAUCAUCCCUUCUGAAGGCCUGAGCAGGAAACUGGAGAAUCCACCCAGCUUAGGAGAGAAGGAGACCGGGACUGUGAAAUCCCUAAAGAAGAUGCCACGGAAAGAAUGUGACUUGAACAAGCAGUGUGGAGUGGUGAAUCCUGAAACCAAGAAGGUUUGCACUCGGUUACUGACCUGCAAGAUCCAUUCAGUACAUCAGCGUCGUGAGGUGCAAGGCCGUGCCAAGGACUUUGACGUGUUGGUGGCUGAGUUGAAGGCCAGCACCAAGAAAGGGGAGCCCCCCAAAGAGAAGAGCCCAGUGAGGAAGGAGGCGGCCUCUGAGCGUCUCCUGCAGGACUCCUCUUCGCUGUCACAGGCUUCAUUGGCCCUACCUAGUGCUUCGCCUUGCCGCAUGAAGCAACCAUAUUCCCACUGUGCACUUUCCAGGUCUAGGGAUUCCUCAGAGAGUGACCCUGAUGAUCUGCCUGCCACCUCUGGUGAAGUCGACCACCGGCUUUAUCCUUUCCCAGUGCCCAAGAGCACUGGACGGGCCUCAAGCGAAGAGAGUGAAGAUGAUACAGUGGAGGAUUCCCGUAAACUGGAUUGCCAUUAUGCAACACAGUCGCCGCAGCCCCAGGCAUUCUGCACUUUUGGAAGCAGGUUGGUGAGCCCAGGGUGUUAUGUGUUCAGUCGACGGCUGGAUCGAUUCUGCUCUGCACUCAGUUCUAUGCUGGAGAGGCAUCUCAGUUCGCACAUGUGGAAGUAAGUGAAUAUGGACUGAAAGAUCACCAUCGUUUUGCUGAAUUGGUAGAAGUCAAUGGUAUAGCCUCAAGUACACACUAAAAUAUAGAGUGAUUUCACAGUGUCUCCUCUGUGCUGUCUCUCAUGUUUGUCCAGAGAAGAGGGAAAAAAACUCCAGAAACAUCCAGCAGUAGUGCAUACAUUCUACUUUCCUUUUGUAGCAAGAAGUAACUGCUGCACUGAACAUUUGCAAAGCUGAUGUCUCAGCUUGAAAGGGAGGCCUCUUUUGUCACAAAUUUAUCCUGAAAGCAAUCAGCUA
This is a messenger RNA of Anolis sagrei ordinatus, 1771 nucleotides long. RefSeq names its product ataxin 7 like 2 (gene ATXN7L2). NCBI's taxonomy places the organism in Eukaryota, Metazoa, Chordata, Lepidosauria, Squamata, Anolidae. The record is from RefSeq and is a predicted model, not a curated record.